CCAAUUCCGUACCGUAAACGGGCACUAAAACUAUACGUACGCAGCAAAAUAUACCUCAUUUCAAUCAUUUAUUACUCAGUUAACCUUCAUCGUGUCCCUACUGUACUUGUUAUUCAAUAUGGACUUUCCUGAGCUAGAGCGGGGUAGAAAACGUAAGCUGUCCGAUGUCCGGGUAUCCAAUUGUUUCAAGAAAUACAAACGCCGUAAACAUUUCCACAAUGCGGCAUCAAAACUGCCGAAUGAAAGAGAAAAUAUCCCCGGUUCUGAAAGUAGAGGUCACUGCAAUGGCUGCUUAUGUCCACAUCCCAGCUCGCUCGACGUCGGUUAUUCCAAAUGCUCGGAUGCUAUUCGAUCUUUAGCAGCCGAGUGCGCGAAAACAGAGGAACAGCUGCAAUCGCAGCUGCAUACACUGAAGCUGCAAUUGGAGUCAAAAGACAGUUACAGAGGGAAAAACAUGAUCCCCACAGUUUUACAUCGUCUACGAGAGUACAUGGACACCUCGAAAAAGUUGCACAAGCGUCUUAUUGAAAAGGAGCAGGAAACUAGGCAAACCGAGCCUUUGGGCAUGGUCAACCACACCCAGCACUUACGCAUUGGCAAAGAUGAUAGCUUUGAGUCAGCCAAGGGGUCUCAUGACCAUCACGAGUCAGUUCACAAACACGACUUGGUGGAAGCUAUGGCAGACGCAGCAAAGAAAGUGAUGGAAGCCCUGCACUCUUUAGUCAACAACAUGAGCGACGAAAAAUUCAAAUCGGCGUUUGACUUCGAAAAGACCUUCAAUCGAGAGAUUUUGCCAUCAACAUUUGCCUACGCUCUUCCCAUCAAAGCACUUCUGGACAUGUGCCCGUUGGUGCUCUUCGAGGCAGACUCCGUCGGGAAGCGAAAACACGAGAAAAAUCUACGCAAGGAAGCAACUCCCAUUCGGGACUCGAUUCUGAAGCGCAACGAAUACCUCAAAACACGGGAACACCGCAUCGCUGAGAUACGGAAAUACCUCAAACAAACACGCCGCAAUUCUGCUCAUCAACUCCUUUCCAACCUAAACGCAUCAACCAAGGAUCUCUCGGUUCAAUACUGGCCGCAUGCGACGAUUCCGUUCCAGAUCGACGAGAAUUUCUCCGCACACGAGCGGCGAAAAAUAAUCCGAGCUAUGAACAUUUUCAACAAACGCACGGCUGUCAAUUUCGUCCCCAAGUCGGAACAAGAUGCAAACUACGUUCAUGUCCGCCUCGGAAAAGACGACGAACUCUGUUCAUCAAAUAUCGGCAUGUUGGGAGGAAUGCAAGAAAUUGUGCUGAACAAGCUCUGCAUGGGCCACGGAUCCAUUUUGCACGAACUCAACCACGUUGUCGGGUUUGAACAUGAGCACUCUCGAAGUGAUCGGGACAAGUAUGUUCAUAUUAACUGGGACAUGGUGAUGGAGGGAGCCGAGAAGAAUUUUCAGCGACACGAGAAACGCGACGUGCUGUCUUAUGAUUACUACAGUAUCAUGCAUUACCCCUGUGACGCUUUUUCGAGGGAUGAGAAACAACCAACAAUUAUUCCGAGAGAUUCGAAGGUUGAAAUACGAAAACUCGGGCAACGGAGAACCCUUUCGCAUUUGGACGUUGAAAAAAUCAAUUGGAUAUACGCGGGAAAUCUCGAGACCCGCUAUGAAUUUGGAAAUAAAAGUUCUUCAUGAGAUACA
This is a messenger RNA of Notodromas monacha, 1687 nucleotides long. Lineage: Eukaryota; Metazoa; Arthropoda; Ostracoda; Podocopida; Cyprididae. The record is from the annotation of a GenBank genome assembly.